AUGCGUUCAUUCAAGGUUCUCUCGGUCAUUGGACUGCUUGCGCAGGCCAGUUGUUCCCUGGGCUUCUAUAAUCCCAUCCGCAAGGGAGCUGCAGACCCAGCAAUGGUAUGGGCGGAUGGCAAUUACCACCUUAACAAAGAUAGUACUUAUACCUCCGCGACUCGCAUUCAGAUCACGAAGUCUCCCACAAUCGGAGGGUUGAACAAAGGGGAGACUAAGACCGUCUGGACGGAUUCUAAUACUUCUCGGAAUAGAGAUAUCUGGGCCCCGGAGAUGCACCGAAUAAAUGGGAUAUGGAUUAUAUUCUAUUCAAGUCGAGGUGCUAAGGACAACGAAGGUUUCCGUACUAGAUUCCUGCGCGGAUGUAAUGGCCCAAACCCCUCUGAUUGCACCUACACCUUCGGCGGUGAUCUGGUAGCUCCAGAGGGUCAGAGGGGUGGCCCCUCAAAGAAUAAUGCCCACAGUAUCGAUGGGUCGUAUCUAAAAAUUCCAGGGAAAGGUGAGUAUCAUGUUCUUAGCAUGAUCGACGAAAAAGGGCUAGAGUCCAUCGGCAUUGCUACUCUAGACACGAGCAAGUGGAAGGUUGGUGGAUGGAACGUCAUAUGCCGACCCGACCAGCCCUGGGAGCAGUUCGAUGGUGAUGGUGCUGGGAGUAAAGCUCUGCGUACUGGAAAGGGAUUGGUUGAGGGGCCAUACGCACUGUAUCACGGCAAAGACAUUUGGCUGUCUUAUUCCGGAUCAGACUGUUCGGCACCUCAGUAUGCUCUUGGGCUGCUUCAUUAUAACGGAGGGGACCCUCUGAAGGCAUCUUCGUGGGACAAGACAGGGCCGGUCUUGUCCUCGGCCAAUGGCCAUUAUGGAACUGGACACAACUCCUUUUUCAGCUCCCCAGAUGGGACCGAGAUCUGGAUUCAGAACCUUUUCCACGCCACUUCCAACCCCAACGGACAUUGUGGGGUAAACCGAUACACGAUGGCACAGAAGGUCACAUUUGAUGCACAGAACAACCCAAUCUUCGGGAAGCCUCUCCCUAAUGAGACAGAGAUUCCGCCUCCAAGUGGACAGGGAAACAAAAGUAAUAACUCAACGGAGCUUUUGUAA
Molecule: messenger RNA, 1101 nt
Organism: Clonostachys rhizophaga
Lineage: Eukaryota; Fungi; Ascomycota; Sordariomycetes; Hypocreales; Bionectriaceae
Source: the annotation of a GenBank genome assembly